CCCUAUUCCAGAUUGAAAGCUAAAUUCAGUGUGUUAUUCUUUGCAGAUAAGCAAGCAUUCUCUCUGUGAAACAAAUAGCACUUUGAAUCCUGACCCGAAUGGCCUUAAAAGAGACGAAGCAGUUGAACCUAAAGAGGAAUGAACGAAUAGAUGUUGACUACAUAAAAGGGAUUCUUCAACCUACACCCACUUGUGCUACCUGGGAUGAAAUCUGGAACUUUCAAGCCAAGCCAGAUGACCUACUUAUUUCUACCUAUCCGAAAGCAGGUGUGACUCAAGCUAAUGCAAUGCCAUCACCACGCAUACUAAAAACUCACCUUCCCAUCCAGCUGUUGCCACCAUCAUUCUUGGAGAAGGGCUGUAAGAUAAUCUAUGUGGCAAGAAAUCCCAAGGACAACUUAGUGUCCUAUUACCAUUUCCAUAAGAUGAAUGCAGCACUUCCUGAUCCAGGAACCUGGGAAGAGUAUUUUGAAGAUUUCCUGGAAGGAAAAGUGUGCUGGGGUUCCUGGCAUGAUCAUGUGAAAGGAUGGUGGAAUGCAAAAGACAAAUAUCCCAUUCUCUACCUCUUCUAUGAGGACAUGAAGAAGCACCCAAAGCAUGAAAUUAGAAAGAUAAUGAAAUUCAUGGAGAAGAACCUAGAUGAAGAUGCUUUAGAUAAAAUCAUCUAUCAUACCUCUUUUGACAUGAUGAAAAAGAAUCCAAUGGCAAAUUAUACAGCAAUUCCUGGUGAAAUCAUGGACCACUCUGUUUCUCCAUUCAUGAGAAAAGGGUCUGUAGGAGACUGGAAGAGCUAUUUCACUGUGGCCCAGAAUGAGAGAUUUGAUGAAGACUACAAGAAGAAAAUGAUGGGUACCACUCUGACUUUCUGUUCUAGUCUGUAAGAAGAAAUCAGGAAGAAUCCAAACUUAUGAAGACUUUACCUGCAAAUACUCUUGGAUUCUCCUAUCAUUUAUAAUAGCACCUAUCUCACAGAAUUGUUUUAAGGAUAUUUGUAAGGGGCUUUGCAAACCUUAAAGUGCUAUAUAAGUGCCAGCCAUCAUCAUCAUCAUCAUCAUCAUCAUCAUCAUCAUCAUUAUUGUUGUUGUUGUUGUUGUUGUUGUUAUUGUUAUUGUUAUUAUGUUUGGUCAUCAUCAUUCAGCUAACUAAAGGGACUGUAUUUUCUUUUUAUUCCCUUCUCAAGAAGCUAGAAAUUCUGCAAUUUAAUAUCAAAUGUCCAAUACAGAACUCAUUAUCUUUCACCCUAAACAUUCCCUGCUUCCUACUUUCCAUAUUCCUGUAGGGGGAAACAUCAUCCUCCCAGUCUCUCAGGCUCACAAACUAAGAGUCAUCCUGGAUUCCUCAUUAUCUCUAACUGGCACCACCACCACCACCACAUGCCCCCUCCCCUGCUCAUCCCUCCACCAUAUCCAAGGUAUUGCCAAGGACUGCCAAUUUUACCUUUGCAACAUCUCUCUUACAUGCCUCCUUCUUUCCUCUGACACUACCACCACUCCGGUAUAGGCCCCCAUCAUCUCAUGCCUGGAAUACUGCAAUAGCCUGCUGGCAGGUUUGCCUGCCUCAAGUCUCUCCCCACUCCAAUUCAUUCUCCAUUCAGCCACUAAAGUGAUUUUCUUGAAAUUCAGGUCUUAUCCUAUCAAUACCUUCCCUGUCUCCUCCACCCCCACUCGAUAAACUCCAGUGGCUUCCUAUCACCUCCAGAAGCAAAUGCAAAAUGCUCUAUUUGGCAUUCAAAGCCCUUCAAAACCUAACCCCUUCCUACCUUUUCAGUCUUCUUAAACCCUACUCCCUGACAUAUGUUCUUCAAUCCUGUAACACUGGCCUCCUGGCUCUUCCAUGAACAAGACACUCAUUCUUCAGCUCUAGGCACUUUUUCUGACUGUCCCCCAUGCUCAGACUGCUGACCUCCCUGGCUUUCUAUGAGUCCCAACUAAGAUCCUCCCUUCUAUAGGAAGACUUCCCUAACCCUUAUUAAUUCUAGGGCUUUUCCUUUUUAAAAUUAUUUUCUAUUUAUCCUGAAUAUAGCUUACUUUGUAUGCAUUUAUUUACAGGUUGUCUCCCUAUUAGAUUGCAAGCUCCUUGAGAACAGGGGCCAUCUUUUGCCUCUUUUUGUAUCUCCAGAGCUUAGCGCAAUGCCUGGCACAUGGUAUGUGUUUAACAAAUGUUUAUUGAAUUGAAUUUUGUAUUAGCAUCAUGGCUAAACCUUCUAUAAACCAUGUUUGUUACAAAUUAA
This is a messenger RNA of Trichosurus vulpecula (common brushtail), 2230 nucleotides long. It is a transcript of the gene SULT1C4, whose product is annotated as sulfotransferase family 1C member 4. NCBI's taxonomy places the organism in Eukaryota, Metazoa, Chordata, Mammalia, Diprotodontia, Phalangeridae. Gene Ontology annotation, cellular component: cytoplasm. The record is from RefSeq and is a predicted model, not a curated record. Gene Ontology annotation, biological process: sulfation. The coding region runs from base 99 to 881 and encodes 260 amino acids. Gene Ontology annotation, molecular function: sulfotransferase activity. The transcript has 6 exons.